Formica exsecta is the source of this 6363-nucleotide messenger RNA. RefSeq names its product glutamate decarboxylase (gene Gad1). Gene Ontology annotation, biological process: carboxylic acid metabolic process. Gene Ontology annotation, cellular component: cytoplasm. Lineage: Eukaryota; Metazoa; Arthropoda; Insecta; Hymenoptera; Formicidae. Bases 146 to 1765 code for a protein of 539 amino acids. The record is from RefSeq and is a predicted model, not a curated record. Gene Ontology annotation, molecular function: pyridoxal phosphate binding; carboxy-lyase activity. The transcript is spliced from 11 exons.
AUUCCACCCUUAAAGCCUACGCUCGUUCCGAAACGAAACCUAGGCCUUGUUGAGACCGCAAAUCGAGCCAUCCGGCCACGAAGAAAAUCCGGUGAAGAAACAAGCGGGAUUAGGGACUGUUGAGGCGAGGGACACAAGCAGAGACAUGGACAAUGUGCAAAUGAUCGGCACUAAAAUCACAGCGAUCAAGGAAUACUUAUAUAAUUUCGCACGAACGCAUUCACCCACGAGACUAAUGAGUUCCGAAAACACCUAUUCGCUCUCCAAGGAGCAUUGCAACUUGAAGUAUUCGGACAUUCUGCCGCAUAAUGCAGAAGGUUAUCCGGCCACUAGAGAGUUUUUGAUGAAGGUAGUGGAUAUUCUACUAGACUUUGUCAAAUCAACAAAUGAUAGGAAUGCGAAAGUCCUCGAUUUUCAUCAUCCUGCCGACAUGAUGCGUCUGCUCGAUCUGGAAAUACCUGAUACCGGAUUGACUCUUCAACAGCUCCUACUGGAUUGUUCUAUGACUUUAAAAUAUCAAGUGAAAACAGGACAUCCACAUUUCUUCAAUCAACUGUCAUGCGGCCUCGAUCUAGUAUCUAUGGCCGGUGAGUGGCUAACCGCGACAGCGAACACGAACAUGUUUACCUACGAAAUCGCUCCCGUGUUUAUUCUUAUGGAACAUGUCGUCCUGGAAAAAAUGCGCGAGCUUAUAGGCUGGAAUUGCGGUGAUUCCAUUCUCGCUCCAGGAGGCUCUAUUAGCAAUCUUUACGCCUUUCUCGCGGCCAGGCAUAAAAUGUUUCCGUUCUAUAAAGAAAAAGGACUCUCUGCUAUCGGAGGACAGUUGGUUAUGUUUACGUCCGAUCAGUGCCAUUAUUCUGUGAAAUCAUGCGCUUCCGUUUGCGGUCUCGGAACGGAUAACUGCGUGAUGGUGCCUAGCGACGAGCGUGGUCGCAUUAUUCCAUCGAAGUUGGAGGAAUUAAUUCUGGAGCGUAAGGCCAAAGGUCACAUACCGUUCUUCGUGAAUGCCACUGCGGGAACAACGGUUAUUGGCGCAUUUGAUCCGAUUCCGGAAAUCGCUGAUAUCUGUCAAAAAUACAAGCUCUGGCUGCAUGUCGACGCGGCUUGGGGUGGUGGACUGCUUCUGUCGAGAAAGUAUAGGCAUCCGAGAUUGUCUGGCAUCGAACGGGCCGACUCGGUGACAUGGAAUCCUCAUAAACUUAUGGGAGCUCUGCUUCAAUGUUCCACUAUUCAUUUUAAGGAAGACGGCCUACUGAUCAGCUGUAACCAAAUGUCCGCGGAAUACCUGUUUAUGACGGACAAGCUAUACGACGUGAGGUACGACACUGGCGAUAAGGUCAUUCAAUGCGGACGUCACAACGACGUUUUCAAGCUUUGGUUGCAAUGGCGCGCCAAGGGCACAGAAGGUUUCGAGAAACACAUGGAUCGGCUGAUGGAGCUGACGGAGUACAUGGUUAGAAGAAUUAAACAAAUGUCCGAUAAGUACUACCUGAUUCUUGAGCCUGAAUUGGUGAACGUCUGUUUCUGGUACCUGCCCACGCGCGUGCGAAACAUGCCACAUACCGCGGAAAGAAUAAAAAUUUUGGCCGAGAUUUGUCCAAUCUUGAAGGGCCGCAUGAUGCAAGCUGGUACACUGAUGGUUGGCUAUCAGCCGGACGAUCGACGGCCCAACUUCUUCAGGAAUAUUAUCUCCAGUGCCGCCGUGACGGAAGCCGAUGUCGAUUUCCUUUUGGCCGAGAUGGACCGAUUGGGUCAUGACUUGUAAGAAAUCUGUCCACAUAAGCAUUAAUCAUAUAAUAUGCAGUGAUUAGACGAUUGACCGUUGGCAAAAUCGUAUUCGCCGCAUGAUUCAUCUGAACGUAUUUUUUGCAACACGUUCAGAAAAGACGUGUAUGCGAUGAAUUUGAAGCUCAGAUCAAAAAUUAAAAUCAUCAAUAUGAAACGUAAGAUAUGCGAAGGUAUGUUUGAUUUCAAAUUCGCAACACAUUCUCGAUUUUAUUCUUGUAAUUUUUUGAGAAUUAACAUCAAUUUUCAGCAACGCAAUUUAUUUAUUUCGCUUGAUUAAAGUUUCCAUUAAUUAACACAUUAAUAUUAUUUUCUAAAUAUUAGCGGCAAAACGGUACCGAUUUUUAAUUAAUCUCGCGUUUAAAUUUUAAAUUGAAAGAUAUUUAAAUUGGAGAAAAAAAUGAUCUUGGAGAGUUCUUUAUACACAUUUUUUCAUCGCGUUCCAUAACAAUCUGAAUCAAUCGAUAUAUACAUAUGUAUACAGUCGUUGAUUAACAGAGGUAUAAUUUAAUUUGGUAUGAAUCUCAUCAAUGGAAAAAGACGAUAAUUUCGUCAUUUAAUGAAGGGUCAAUGUGUAGUUAAAUGCUUCUUUAUCCUGCAGCCAGUUUGCAGCAGCAACUUAAAUGUCGAAAGAUAUUAGUAGUACAUAAGUUUUCUAGAUUUAAACGAAACACACAGCAUAUCUCCGAGAAACGAAAGGUAAAAUUACAGAGUUAAAGAUGCUUCCGGCCGUAAACUAUGCAGAUUCGUUAUUUUUCGCAGCUCGAUGCAUGAUAAUAUCCAUGCGUGUGAUGAAAUUAUCAAUGUCUUGUUAUAUAAUCGAAGCAAUAAUAAUAUAUAUUUGCUUUCCAAAUAACAUUCACAUAAAAUUUUUUAUCUCGAAAUGUGGAUUGCAAAAGAUAAUAUUGUUUAGAGAAUUUAUACUUAACUAAUUAUUUUGAAUAGAUAUACUAAUUUUGAAUAAAAUAUCUUUAUUCAGUUAAUUUUGAAAGAUUUAUAUAUCAUGAUUUACAUAAAUAAUUACAUAUUUAAAUUUAUAAAUAUAUUUUCUGUUUUUCUCUCUGUGACAAUAUAAUAUAAUAUAAAUCUAUAAAUAUAUUAAAUUAAAUAUAUAUUUAAUUUGUUAAUAAUUUUUGUAGUUUAUUCGAUAAGAGUGUAUGAAUCGUUUAAUAUAUUUUAAAUUUUUAUUAGUUCUUCUUAUCUGUUGGUGAAAUAUCUGGGAAUCUUUACAGUUUUAAUGAUUUAAUUAUAGUAUUAAAAUUGUUUUAGGUCUUUAAAAUUAUAUAAAAAUAAAUUAUAUGAAAGUAAAUUAAAAUAUACAAAAUCAAGAUUCUUCACAAAUUCGGAUAAAAAUAUAUAUUUGUUGCAAUUUAAUUAGAAUUUGUCCAAAACAUAUCUAAAAUAUAAUUUGUAAGAAAACAAUUUUCUGAGCCUAACAAUAAGCGUUGCUCUGUCUUCGUUGUACGAGUUGCAACAAAAUGGUCAUCGAAUAGCAUCGGAAUAGAAACUUUCUAUCGCCGUAAUGCUAUGGAUAGAUGAUAUGAAUUGACAUUGCGCUUUCCAUUAUAGAAAAUAGAUUUAAUGCUGUGCAUUAUUCUCUGUUGGGGUAUUGACGGAGUUUAUAAUUUAUCGAUUGUUUGCAAAGAUAACGUUAUACAUGAGAUGGACUGCAUCUAUCAUAUACACAAAAAUAUAUAUAUUAUAAUUUACUGUUAAACAGUUUUAAUCGAACGAAGAAUACUAUUUAAUAUACUAUAUAUAUAUAUGAAAAGUAUAAAUAUAUAUAUAAAUAUCAAAGCAUAUGUUAUAUAUAUUUAGUGUUGAGAGAUUUUAAGAAUACAAAACACAAAAAAAACCCAUGAAAGUACAUGCUUUUUCAAAUAUUGGUGCGAACGGUUGUCAUUUGAUUCGUCGAUGCUAUUAAAACUUUAUUUAUUUUUUACCAUCGACAUAAUAUUGCAAUUAAUGACUAUAUUAGACUGUAGCAGAAUUGUCAUAAUUAAUGAAUUGAUGUAACAUUUUUCGGUAUCAAAGGUCUCGUAAUAAUUUUUUAGAAAAAUAUGAUUUUGUGAUAAUAUAUAAUUUUCUGAUCUGAUUCUGAUUUUAUAUUGAUUAAUGCACUUUGCUUUACAUUUAUGCUCAUUAUUUUAUUUUAGUUAUUUUAUAUAUAUACAUUUAUGUAAUAUGUGUGUUACUAAACACAAUAAAUUUUUCAUUAUGAUGACAAACGUUUCAAUCAAUUCGACGACACUUACAACCGAACGAUUCUAUAGAUUUCAACUCACUCGCCAAUACGGAAUAAAAAAAAAAAAAGAUACUUAAGUAACAUAAAAUAUCUAGAUGUAUCACUAUACAAAGAAAUAUGAGUGUAUUUAUGUACAUCUUCGGAACACUCAUCACGCGUUUCUUUUCCGUCGACGACUGCCGUGCCGUCGUGACAAAUAGCUUAAGUCAUACUUAGAAGAAUAUAUUUAGAAAAGGAGCCGCAAUUAGUGCCAGAAAAUUAAUGAGGGAUUAAUCGAAGUAGAGAAUAAUCGAUAUAUCCUGUAAUUUAAUGCCAAAGAUGUUAAUCGUACGUAUUUAAAUGACUGCGCUUGGCUGACGGAUUAUAGCAGGCAAUGUCAAUUCAAUAAAACGUAUGUAAUGUAUAAAACAUAGAGCGCGUUAUAUACUGAACUCUGCAUCAAUGAGGCAAAUAAAACUAGAAAUUAGAAACGAAAACAUAAUUUAUUAAAGAGAAAGUAAUAUCUUAAAGUAUUAAAUAUUCAUACUUUUUUGAAGAUCACAUUCUUCUUGCAAUAUUCUUUUUUAUUCGUAUUUUUACAUGAAAAACUGCAGUGAUAACUUUUAUUCUUGUUUGCUUUUGAAAAAAUAAAGAGACACAUUUUUUAAAAUCAUAAUAUUGUUACGUAAUCGCGUGGAAAAAAUAUCAAAUAUUUUGAUAUAGCAGUUUUUAAACGAUUCGCAGCUUGUGUCGUAAACGUCAAUUUUGAAAUACUAUUCCCAAGAAUAAAUAAUAUUUAUUGAUUCAGAGUUCAAAAAUAUUUUAUUUGUGAUCACUAUGUGCGCCAAAGGGGAGACAAAAUGUAUUUUUCGAAAGGAAAAUGAAUUAAUCAAUUCAUCUGACCAGCAAACCGAUACCUGCAAAGAGGCAUUUUAUCGAACCGUUGUUAAUUAUUAUUCAUAAUUCUAUCGGCGUUGCGAGUUUUUUUAGUCAUAGUCGUUGGUACUGCCAACAUAGCGAUCAAUGCUAUUCAUAAACGAAUCUCUCUCGUGAUUACACAUUUUACUAAUUCUCGUGUAAAUGAUCGUUUUUUAAAGAAAGAGUGAUAUAUUUAUACGGAAAAAGUAUACUCGUCCCUGUAGACUCCCGAUCAUUUAAUUUGCGUAUAAUUAAAAGAUAUAUUGAGAUAUUCGGUGCCGCACAUAUACACAUUUUUUCCUUCGGAAUGUAAAGUAUCUUUACAUAUAUGCGGCCAAUGUAACGAAUAUUAGCAAUAGUAUUAAUAUAGCAUUAAUAUUUUUAAAAAAUGUACCGACUUAUUAGAAAUUAUAUAAUAUUUAUAUAAUUACAAUUUAGAACUGCUAAUGUUAUGCAAAUUUUUUUUUGUAGGUAAUUAGUGAAUCGUAUUAUAAAGAUUUGUAUAUAAAAUACCACUUUAAUGCGAAUGAAUUUACUUAUUAUUGACAAUGGAAUUAAAUAUAAAGUUUUUCUAAUAUGAGAUAAUAUAUAUAAAUUUUAUAUUUAAUUCUAAUUGAAUAUUUUAUGUAUACAUCACAUAUCUAAGUAUCAUACAUGCACAUUUCCAAAAAUGCACUGCACUAAUCACAUUUUUGUAUAAUGCACUCUUAUUAUGCACCAUUUCUGUUUUUUGUCGUGUGUUAAUGUUACUUAUGACAUUAUCGGAAAUAUUAUAUUUGUUGCAUCGCACUGCAUACAUUAAAUUUUAGACAUCUUGUUGCACCAAAUACAAUAUGCUAAUAACAUUUAUUAGUACUCAGUACAUUUAUUGCUUUUUUCGAUAGUCUACAUUGACGAGAAAUACAUAUGUAUGUAACCGAAUAGAUCUUUUACUUCGAUUAUGUUAACGAGGUAGGAAAUCAUCUUCUCUCAAGUCACUAAUAUACGACUAAUAUUUCCUUUACUAAUCAUUUAGCGUCAACCUUGAGAAUCCUUGAUCUUAUUAUUAAUAUUAAUUAUUAGUCUAAUUAUUAGUUUAAGUUGGUAACGAAGUAAAGUAAGCAACAACAAAGUCCCAUGUCUUCCAAACGACGAGAGUAUUGAUUAGCGUUUAGCGAAAAAGCCUCGAAACAUCUUCGAGGAGAAAGCUGUCCUUGUAUACUGUACGUAAUGAGAAAUACAUUUAUAAAUACAUAGAGAAAAUAUAUAUGUAUAUGCGUGUGAGUAAAACUUCGUUGAUACGUGAAUGAGAAGCGAAAGUCAAGAGAGUAUGCGGCGAUGAGAUAAGGAUGAUUGUUUGCAAGCACGUAAUCAUGUUGUUCGAAUACCGCCUACUCACCUAAUUGCCCUUAUUAUUCACUGUAUAUCAAUGUCUAAUAAACUGCUGUUACCCCAAA